GUCCGCUGGUCCCACGGCUCCGGUGGACCUCCUGCAGGCCCCGCCUGGAGCCGCCGCUGCUUCAAGGCCCAAGAUUUAAUGAGUGACUCCAAACUAUAUCAUACUGCUGUGCCACGUACACUGGGCAACAGAGAAGGUGGCCCAGAUCCUCAAAGGUAUUUGGGUGCCUAUCUCUCAUUGAAAUCCAUGGGAGUUAGGUGCCUAUUUACUUUGGAGGAUUUGGGCUUAUGUCCUGAACUGGGAUGUGUGUUCAUGGAGGAAAUUAGGAGAAGUAGUAGAUUGUGAGGAUGGGGAAUCUGCAAGUGUCUGUGAUAAAGGGGAUCAUGUCUUGAUUCUCCACGGGGCUUAAGUUAACACUCCAGAACACUCCGUCAGCACCUAUCUUAUACUUCACACGGCGUGGCACUGGAGCACGAGCAGUACAUAGCGCUAUAGCAGCACAACUUUCAACCUGCCCUGGGAGAGCUGAAGAACUCCCAUGAGCUGGGGACACCUGGGACUCUCAUAUAGCAGCAUUAUCUGAAUGGGUCCUGGUCUCGGGUCUACUAUUUUACUGUUCUUUAUCUUAUGUUAAAACUAAUGGGACUUGUGAGCAAGCCCUGAGAAAAUCUCUCUCAGUUUAAUCCUGCCUUAUUUCAGUGGAAGUUGUGAGCAUUCAGCACUGUGUAGGAUUGGGCCCUCAGGAAUUUUAAUUUGAUGUUGGGCUUUUUUUCCCUCAAACACACAUUGUGGGAUGAGUUAAGGACAGAGGAUUAACCUUAACUUUGAAUUUCUAGGGCUUGACACUUAAGCAAAAUUCCCAUUGACGACAGCUGCCGUGCUGAUCAUUUCUGUUCUAAAUAUGGGAUUGCCAUGCUGAUCAGUGCAUCAAAAACUGUCUUUCUUAUAUAUCAAUAAAUUAUAACUGAUCUCCUGUACCUGAGAGAGAAGCUUUGGAAGCAUUUCUGUGGCAGUGACUGCUUCCAUGGCUGCCACUACUAGCCACUAUUGCUGUCUGGCACUAGGAGUGCCUGGAAAACUCUUUAAAAUACCCACUAUUCACAUCAUUUGCAUUCCUAGAUUGCACCCUUAUAUCUUGGCCAUGUAUUACCUCACAUUACAUAAGAGUGGCUCACAGUGUUGAGUUGUGUGCAUUUGUCUCUGAGCUAUGCAGAAGGCUUUUGGAAUAGAGACUGAGUAAAAACUCUUUGUUGAUCAAUAGCACUUUUGCUUUUCUUUUUUUGUUUUUUUUUUUAGAACUCUGAAACCUUUGGGACUGUGCCUUUAGACUGAAAAUCCCUGAGGCAAGGGAGAUGUCGUUCUUUUUGUACAAAUUUGAAUUUGUUGUUCCAUAAAUAAAUAAAUUCAGUCUGAUGUUUUUUGGGUUUUUUUGCUUUGCAGCUGCUAGACUUUGAAAUACUGGGGAGUUAAUUUUGAUUGCAGAAUAGUUGCUUUAUUUUCAAGUCAGUCAGUCAUGGGCUACUGAAUUCUUGAAAUAAAAGCUCUGCCAUACAAUAACAAAAAAGAAAAAAACAUACUUGCUUGUUUGUGACAUGUGAAAACCAGCUUCCCAGAUCAAAUGGUUCCGAUUAUCUAGAUUAGUUUUCCACCGACUGGAAAACUCCUUGGAAAUAAAUGAGAACAGUAAAUCAGUUAUGACUGAAGGUUGUUUUUGAUUGUUCUAUCAUAAGCCUAUGAUGGGUGGCUGCUAUUAGGCUUUAUUAUAGAUUCACUCUGGUAUUAUAAUUUUCUGUCCCACUCAAAGAGUUGGGGCACCAUUGGUUAUUGUGAAGGAUUCUGUGCUAUUAAACCACACAAGAUAGUAAGAUGGGCGCACACAGCUUGCUUUGACUUAGUGUGAUAAAUGAUUGUCAUGAGCUGUAUUUGGUGAACAAACUCCGGAAACCCCCUGGUAGCUGCCUCCCAGUGAAAACAAAAGUGAAAAUAAAAGCAGCACAAUUCAAGGCUGCAGAAGCAAAUGGGAGUUCGUGAUAUACAGACGUCUCCAUGUUUUUGCUUUAAAAAAAAUCUAAAGCUGUUUUUGCAGAAAAGAUGUGAUCAGACAGGAACAUGCCAUGGAUCAGCUUUCUUAACUUUUAUGGGGGUGCUCCACUGUCCAGAUACUUGCCUGCUAAACCACAUGAAUUAAGUGAGCAGAGAACCUUGCUUGAGCCCUCUGCCCCUGAGCAAAUUGGCCCCAUUCACACCUCUGCAAUAACCUUGAUACAGUGGACAAGGGAACGAUUUGAUGAUACUUCAUUAAUGGAAAACUACAUUACUGCCAGUAUGUGAUGCAUCCUAAGCAAACAAUAUUUUCAAGACGUGGAAAUUUUAGCCAGAAGAAGCUACAGUUUUUUCUUUUGUUCUAGAGAGGAUCUUUCGAUACAUGCAUUUCCAAUGGCUAGUCUCUGUAGAUUAUGUUCAUUGGUAUUAGUGCUGCAGCUAUUACACAUUUAUUCUCUGGGAAUUUAUGGAUUUAAACAUCAAACAAGUAAAGACAACGUAACUUCCCCUACCAAUGGCAAGCUAUUUCCUUGGAAUAAGAUGAGGCUUCCUGAUAUGAUAGUCCCAAUCCAAUAUGACCUCUGUGUUCACCCUAAUCUUACUACUGUACGUUUUACUGGACUGGAGAGGAUAGAGAUCUUUGUGAGAGAGAAUACUAGAUUUAUCAUCUUGCACAGCAAAGACCUUGAAAUCACGAGUGCAGUUCUUCUGCCCAAAGAUGACUUGGGGUCCAGUAAACCAGGAAAACAGCUUCAAGUUUUAGAACAUUCCGCACAUGAGCAAAUUGCCCUGCAGGCUCCUGAAGUAUUAACAGCUGGCCAGAGGUUCCUGGUUGUCAUAGAGUUUCAUGGAAGACUGGCAGAUGGCUUUGAUGGAUUUUACAAAAGUACUUACAAAACUCGUGAUGGGGAAACAAGGAUAAUAGCUACUACAGAUUUUGAGCCUACUUCAGCAAGAAUGGCUUUUCCAUGCUUCGAUGAACCAUCUUUCAAAGCCAACUUUGCCAUCACAAUAAGGAGAGAAAGAAAACACAUUGCAUUAUCCAACAUGCCAAAGAUUAAAACAAUUGAACUCGAAGGAGGCCUGUUGGAAGAUCAUUUUGACGUGACUGUAAAAAUGAGCACUUACCUUGUAGCCUACAUAGUUUGUGAUUUUAAGUCUGUGCAAGCCACAACAUCAUCAGGAAUCAAGGUAUCCAUCUAUGCAUCACCUGACAAAUGGAGCCAGACACAUUAUGCCUUAGAAGCAGCAGUGAAACUACUGGAAUUUUAUGAGAAGUACUUCGAUAUUAGCUUUCCCUUACCAAAACUGGAUCUUGUUGCUAUCCCUGAUUUCCAGUCAGGAGCCAUGGAAAACUGGGGUCUCAUCACAUAUAGAGAGACCUCACUGCUCUAUGAUCCCAAGACCUCCUCAGCAUUCGACAAACUGUGGGUCACAAAGGUGAUAGGCCAUGAAUUAGCACAUCAGUGGUUUGGUAAUCUGGUUACUAUGGAAUGGUGGAAUGACAUUUGGCUAAAUGAAGGUUUUGCCAGAUUCAUGGAAUUGGUUUCUGUUAGUGCUAUGUACUCAGAGCUGCAAAUUGAGGAUUACUUUCUGAAUGUAUGUUUUGGUGCAAUUGCAAGGGAUUCAUUAAAUUCAUCUCAUCCAAUCUCCAACCCAGCAGAAACUCCUACUCAAAUAAAGGAAAUGUUUGAUACUGUGUCCUAUGACAAGGGAGCUUGUAUUUUGAAGAUGCUCCAGAAUUUCCUAUCUGAGGCGGUGUUCCGGAAAGGAUUAAUUCACUACUUGAAGAAGUACAGCUAUAGGAAUGCAAAGAAUAAUGAUUUGUGGAACAGCAUGGCCAAUACUUGCUCUGAAAGUGACUUCUCUUCCGGCAACUUUUGCUAUACAGCUUUCAGGCCUCUUAGCAGCACAUUCAGUCAUAUGUGGAAACUUACGGAGAUCGAAGAGAUGAUGAACACUUGGACACUUCAGAAAGGGAUCCCACUGGUUCUUGUUAAAUGUGAAGGGAACACCUUAAGUUUGCGACAGGUGCGCUUCCUUAAGGGUGUUUUUGAAGAAGACCCUGAAUGGGCUAACUUGCAGUCAAGGUAUUUUUGGCAUAUCCCACUCACAUACGUCACCAGCAGCUCCAACACUGUUCACAGACAUAUAUUAAAAACUAAAACAGACACACUAGAACUGGAGGGAGAGGUCGCCUGGGUGAAAUUCAAUGUGGACAUGAAUGGCUAUUACAUUGUGCACUAUGAAGAGAAUGGGUGGGACAACAUCAUUAAAGUGUUGGAUCAGAACCACACCCUUUUCAGCCACAAGGACCGAGUGAACUUGAUCCAUAAUGCAUUUCAACUGGUCAGUGGAGGAAGGUUAUCGCUGGACAAAGCCCUUGAUCUGACACGAUAUCUCCGACGUGAAUCCAGUAACGUAGUACUUCUGCAAGGCCUGGGCUACCUGGAAAUGUUCUACCACAUGAUGGAGAGAAGAAAUAUUUCUGAUGUCACAGAAAACCUAAAGAGGUACAUCCUGCAGCAUUUUAAGCUGGUGAUUGACAGGCAAACAUGGAGCGAUGAGGGCUCAGUCUCUGACAGAAUACUUCGUUCUGAUCUCCUUGGGCUUGCGUGUAAGCUACAAUAUCCUCCUUGUAUCCAGAAGGCAAAUGAGCUUUUCAGCAAGUGGAUGGGAUCUGGUGGGAUGUUAAACCUUCCAGCGGAUGUUCUGAAGACAGUCUACUCAGUUGGAGCACAGAAAAUAGCAGGGUGGAAUUAUCUACUGAAGCAGUAUAGCCUCUCGAUGUCAGGUGCAGAAAAGAACAAAAUUCUCUAUGCUUUGACAACCAGCAAGGACUGUGAAAAACUGACAAAGUUAAUUGAGCUGGGCAUGGAAGGUGAGGUUAUCAAAACUCAGGACCUAGCAGCUCUUCUUCAUGCUGUUGCCAGAAAUCCUGAGGGACAGGGGCUUGCUUGGAAUUUUGUCAGAAAAAACUGGAACAAACUUCUUAAAAAAUUUGAAUUAGCCUCUUUUUCUAUAAGAACUAUUAUUGUUGGCACUACAUCUCACUUUUCGUCCAAAGACAAGCUAGAAGAGGUGAAACACUUCUUUAGGUCUCUGGAGGACCAAGGAUCACAGCUAAAAAUCACUGAAGUUGUACUGGAAACAAUAACAAAAAAUAUUAGAUGGCUGAAGAGGAAUCUCAACAGUCUAAGGAACUGGCUGCUAAAUAAUCUUUAAACCACACUGCAAAGCAGAGAGGAUUUCAGUUUGAUUAACUGUUCCCUUUCACUCCCCACUAUGGUGAUGCAUAUUUGGGGAGUUUGCCAAUAUAGAUAUGUUGACAACCUCAAAUAUGUACAGAACGUUUUUUACUGAUCCAGAACUGGCUAAAGAAGGAGGAUCUAUUGUGAAGUCUGUGAACUGUUUCAAUAAUUUGUCACAAUGUAAUGCUGUACAUAUCCGUCUGAUGAUAGGUGCAUGGGUACAAAGAUAGAGUACAGAAUUUUUCCAUGCCUUUUUGUCUUACUGUUUGUUGGAAUUAUUAUUGUGUUUUUUUUUGGUUUCUGGCCACAGGAGACAUGAAUAACCCACUUACUAAUAGCUUCUCUCUUGUUAGGUUUAGGUUGAAUUAUUUAAUCAGAAAGGGUGAGGAAUUUAGAACAAACAAGACACUUCCUCCAGACAGAGAGGCAGCAUAAUCUAGUGGCUAAUAUGCUUGACCAGGAAUUCAGAGACUGGAGUUCUAUUAGUGAGUCUACUACCUGCUGCAAGUCUUUGGACUAGUUGCAUCAUGUGUGUGCCCUCACCCUGCCCCAGUCUCAUGUCUUUUUUGUCUAUUUAGAUUGUAAACUCUUCGAGCCAAGACUGUCUUCCCUAUAUGUCUGUGCAGUGCCUAGCACAAUGGGGCCCUCAUCUCAGUUGGAGCCUGUAGGUGCCACUGCUAUAAUUAAUAUUAAUAGAUUAUCUCCUGGGGAAAACAGUGUAGUUCUUCUACACGUGUUAUCAGUUCAGCUCAUCCCUAAGAUGAGAGGGCAAUUUUCUCCUUAGCUUCUUUGCUUGUAUUCUCUUUUUCUGCACAACCUAAAUAGCCAAGAUGAACUGUGCUAAAGGUGUUUUUUUUUUCUCCUUCCAUUUUUCUUAUAGCUUGUUAUCAAACAAUAUAAAAGCACCAAAAGCAAACCUGGGAGUUCAAGAAUAAGUAGUGUGGUACUUCAGACAAGUAGUGUAGUACUAUAGAGAGCUUCUGACUAAUACAUUGCUUUAAAAGUAUUUUACUAACAAAAGGUCCAUUUCCUAAGAGGCUGGGGUUUAUGGUGAAGUGUACUUGUGGCAAUUUAUUUAUAAGAUUGCAACAAAUGAAUGUAUUGUUUAAAAGAUUUUAAUUGUGAACGAACUCAAUUUUACUGUUGUAAAAGCAUAAUCUGUUGCCUCUGUUGUUAGAUACCUUUCUGUCAUACACAAAGAAAUACUGUGGCCAUGCAGCCAGAUUUUCAGAAGUGGCCACUGAUACUAUGUACCUCCAUUUGUGUGCCCAACUUGAGACAUUAUGUACCUGGUUUUCACAAGGUGCCUAAGCUCCAGAGCUCACAAUGAAGUCAGCUUUGGGGGCAGGGAAUGCCUGUAUGUAUAUAUAAUACCCAGCAUAAUGGGAUCCUGAUUCUAAUUGGGGUCUCUGGGCUGUUUUACAAUUAAUAAGUGCUGUUAAUCUGCCACAGCAGCAUUUGAGCCUUGGGCUGUUACUUCUUUUCCUAAAACAGCUUCUGUUUGCCACAUUCUAUAUACACUGUUGGUAAUAUUUGUUCUUUCAUUUGGGAAUCUGAAAAAGCUACAAAUUCUAAUGAAUUAAACUUCACAACACCCCUGGGAUGUGGGGCAGGGAAGCAUAGAAUAUCAUCAACUCACUUCUCCCACACAGUGAAAUGCACUCUUUGCUUGUGGGAAGCUGUCCCCAGUCAGUCUCAUUUUGGUCACUGUCAGAUUGUCUAGUGAAAUAGUAUAUUAUAGUAAUAGUUACUGACAGUGGCCCAUCACCACUGAAUUAAUGUUUGUCCAUUGCUUUAUUCAUUUCACACCGCACAGCCUUUCUAUGUUAUAUCAUCCUACAGGUCCAAUUUGUAGAAUAACAUAAGUUGGAGAAGAUAUGAGGAUCUCAGAUUCAAAACAAGACGGAGUUCACUGACAGCAUUACAAUUGCCUACUCUUAGUCUUGUUGCAUCAUUGCCUUCGUGUCUGAGACUAGGCUGGAUAUUUAGGCUUGAUGUGGGAAUGACAUGCGUUUUAUGUCAUGUUUCAUCAGUCAUCUAAUUUACAUUGUUACUGGCCUUUCUAGAGAUAGUAAAUGGAGCCUACACAUAUUCUGUAGUUUAAAUUUACUAUCCUAAAUGUUACAUCCACAAAAAGAUGAAUUGGCUCUCAGAAGUUGUUAGGCACAUCUUUUACACACAGAAUGACCAAUCAGCCAAUGAGAGUUUGUUCUCAUGAUACUGUAUUUCUGCCUUGUGUUUUGCUAUUGACUGUUGUCACCCUUUUCCUGCAAAGGAGAGUGAUGAGGGAGGAGACCUGGAAUAAAGCCAAAUUCCAAUGCUU
Chelonoidis abingdonii (Abingdon island giant tortoise) is the source of this 7557-nucleotide messenger RNA. Lineage: Eukaryota; Metazoa; Chordata; Testudines; Testudinidae. The record is from RefSeq and is a predicted model, not a curated record.